UCCGUGCCGCGCGGACGCUCGCGUUUUCCGCUACGACACAUACGUAUACUCAAUAUGGCAACAGGAUAGUGCUGUGUGGAAUAGUGAUUGUGACGACUUUUUGAUGUUUGGUCGGUCAAUACGCAAUAGUUGACUAACUAGAAAGCAUGAAUUGUGACAAAUUUUAAUUGGAUUGCGGUUUGUGACAAUCUUUUUUCAAAACGCUAAGAGAUGUGGUCGUGAUUUGGACGAAGUUUUUCGCGCGUUCCAAAUUCGAACGCUUUUGAAAAUAUCGUUCGAUUUUUGAAUAAAAAUGCUGGCCGUUAAGAAUUUCUUUAUGCCCGAGAAGCGGGUGGACUCGCCUCGUUUCUCGAGGAUGCCCGAGGCUUUGAUGAGGUCCAUUAGGAGGAGGUCGUUAAGGGUGAAAAGGACCAAGUCGCUGGUGCUUGUCAGCGAGAAGAGGAAAUCCGAUUCAUUCGUAAACAGCCAAGAAUGGACGGCCGCGCGAGGUGUCACAGAAUUACGAGUUGGUGUAUUAGGAUCACCGGACAGCGGAAAAUCUGCGCUAGUCCAUCGGUAUCUAACAGGGGCAUACAUGCAAGAAGAAAGUCCUGAAGGCGGGCGCUUCAAGAAGGAGGUGAUCAUCGAUGGCCACAGCUACCUCCUGCUUAUAAGGGACGAGGGGGGCUCCCCGGAGAUGCAGUUUACUGCCUGGGUCGACGCCGUGAUCUUCGUGUUUAGUCUCGACAACGAGGUCAGCUACAACACAGUCUCCAACUACUUCAACAAAAUGUCUCACUAUCGAAACUCUGCCGAGAUACCGAUUAUUUUAGUUGGAACACAAGAUGCCAUAAGUGAAAGUAGUCCACGCGUCGUGGACGACAACCGCGCUCGCAAGCUGUCAAAUGAACUGAGAAGAUGCUCAUACUACGAGACCUGCGCUACGUACGGAUUGAAUGUCGAGCGCGUGUUCCAAGAUGCGUGCCAGAAGAUCGUUGGUUCGAGGCUGUCGGCAUCGCAGCAAUGCCUGACGGGAUCGCGACCUGUGACGCCUCAGCCCUUGGCGAACUCUCCCAGUCACAAUCAUUCCACAUUCCUAUAUAAGGACUCCCUCCCACGAGGCCACCACACGCUCUCAGCCUCCUCCCACCACUUACACCGAGGAGCUUCAUCCUUCGACGCCUCCUCAAACAGCAGUGGCAUCUCAUCCACUCAUGUGGUGGAGAUCCACAGCACAAAUGGCUCGGAUACCUCUUCAAGAUGGGGCAAUUCCCUUGGAAGCCAUGGAUCGAGCUCUGGUCUCGUGUCUAUUGCUACGGAGAAUAAUAAUGUGAAGUUUACACAGCCACAUUGCUUAGACAACCUCCAAGUCAAAGACAAAGAUCUACCAACACCAUCAUCCACACCCACCACCUCCAGAAAGUCACGGAGAAGAUCGAACCUCUUCACUCCAUCAAAGAAAGGGGACGACAGGCUAAAGAACGGAGAACUAGGGUCCGGUCGGGCGAUACCCUUGAAACAGGGGUACUUGUAUAAGAAGAGUAGUAAAGCUCUCAAUAAGGAGUGGAAGAAGAAGUAUGUGACGCUGUGCGAUGAUGGGAGGUUGACGUAUCAUCCUAGUUUACAUGAUUACAUGGAGGAUGUGAACGGCAAAGAGAUCUCGCUACAAUACGUCACAGUGAAGGUUCCUGGGCAAAAGCCUAGGGGCUCCAAGUCCAUCAUCACAACAGUGCCGGGGUACAACGGCUACAGCAGUCUGGAUCUACAUGAUAGUAUCGGGGGACUGAGUCUCGGAUACAAAGAGAAACCAGUCCGCGUGACAGACAAGGCGUUGAUGUCUGCGUUUGACACGCUCAAAGAGCCGGCGUCGAGUCGGCAAUCGCUUGCGUCUGAGGCUGAGGCUAAUGGCGAUAAAGACACGCCGCAUGUCAAGAAGCGGCAUAGGCGGAUGAAGAGUAGCGGUGUGAAGAAAGACGGAGAUGAAGAUGGCGAGAGCGGCGCGUCGUGCGAGUUCACCAUAGUGUCGCUGGACGGCAAGCGCUGGCGCUGGGAAGUAGGUGGCGCUAGCGGCGCGGCCGCCGCCGCCGAGAGAGACGCCUGGGUGUGCGCUGUGGAGGCGCAGAUACUGGCUUCGCUGCAAGGAAGGACGUCCCGAUUACCAGCGCCAACGGGCGCCAAUUCUACAGGCGAUGUUCGCGCCACGUAUUAUAUUCGACGGGUCCAUGGGAACGACAAGUGCGCAGAUUGUGGGGCCAAUGAUCCUGACUGGGCGAGCUUGAACCUUGGUGUGUUAAUCUGCAUAGAGUGCUCCGGCAUUCACCGAAAUCUCGGAUCUCACAUCUCGCGAGUACGCUCAUUAGAUCUGGACGAAUGGCCAUUGGGUCACGUGAGCGUAAUGGUGUCAAUGGGUAACUCGCUGGCGAACAAUAUUUGGGAGGCAGACCUUCGGGGGCACAUCAAACCUAUCGCGUCUUCAAGUCGGGAAGAGAAAGAAAGGUGGAUCCGUCUAAAAUACGAACGCCGAGCGUUCCUUUCCUCCACUGAAGUACCCACCGGCGUGGAAUCCCUCCUCACAGCCUCGUCUCGUGGAGCCAUUUGUUCUCUAGCGCGGAUGCUGGCAGUACCGGCGCCGAGGGCACCCACGCCCGCUGAACGGGCGCUGGCCUUGAGAGCCGCGGCGGCAGCGGGGCAAUUACCUGCUGCACAGUUGCUUAUAUGGCACAACGGCAACCCGAACUACCCCGACGCGGACGGGCACACGUGCGUGUUCUACGCGCGCGCCGCCGCCAACCACCUCUCCGGCGUCCCCCCCCACUACCCCAAGCACCUGCAGCUGCUCUGCCCCCUCCACCCCAACCCCCCACAACCUGCAGACAACGCUUCUAAUACAAGCUCCAACUCCUCCAACAAGAGUAAUCUUAAGAACCCCGAACCGGAGUGCAAUUGCAUUAUCUUCGAACUUCUCAACGCUCAGAGCGCGGCCAAUGCCCUAGUCGAACUUCUCAUCGGCUUACAGAACAACCAGUACAUGAACGGAUACGAAAGUAACGGUUUCAGCCAUGGAACUCUAGGGAGGGGAUCGUCCCUCGGAGGCUUAGGCGGCAAUCUGUCGCUGACCAACGGAAAGUGUGGGAGUAUCGUUUAAUUUCUAUGUUACCGUAUUUGUUGGUAUGUAAUUUAUUUUUCGUUCGGUUAGGAUGUGUUUAAAUAAAUGAUUAACGAAAUUAUAAGUGAAUUUUAUCUGUCAAUUUGGAGAUACUUAAAUUAUACCCGUUAGAGGUAGGUAGAAGUGUAUAGCCCUAAUUUAUCACAUAUCCGAUAGUUCAAAUUUUUUGUUCCGUUUUUAGACUAAUAUAUCCGCAUUUUUGUAUUAAAAUACGAAUUCGUUGGAAAAGGACGGAGAUAUACGAAUGUAAUGUUAGGUCUCUUUCUGGUUAUCGGUGUUGAUUCGAAUUUAGGAAUUUUGUAACAGAGUAACUGUUAUCAUUGACUUUAUACUGUAAAUAUCUUGAUUGAUAAAUAGAUAUUGUUGAACUGUCUCUCCUGUGACUUCCGGUCAAAUGCAUAGACAAAACAAAACUAAUAUCUGAAGUAAAUUUGACAACUGAAAAGAUGGAGGCACUUUACAUUAUGGGGUAUAGGUGAAAAACAUAAGAAAGUCACCUGUUGUAUGUGUGAGUGACGUGUUCGAAUAGAUAACACAUAU
Leguminivora glycinivorella is the source of this 3685-nucleotide messenger RNA. Its product is annotated as centaurin-gamma-1A-like. The transcript is spliced from 16 exons. The coding region runs from base 293 to 3124 and encodes 943 amino acids. Gene Ontology annotation, cellular component: nucleus. Gene Ontology annotation, molecular function: GTPase activity; GTPase activator activity; GTP binding. The record is from RefSeq and is a predicted model, not a curated record. NCBI's taxonomy places the organism in Eukaryota, Metazoa, Arthropoda, Insecta, Lepidoptera, Tortricidae.